GGCGGUGGUAGGGCUGUGCGAGUGCGGCAGUGGGAUUGGGAGCCGGUGGUGUCUCGAAGCUGGUCGGAGCAGAGCGCGUAUGACUCGCCGCAAGUGCGGUGGCCUGGUGCAUGCUCGAGUAUUCCCCUUUCGUCGUGCUUUCCCUGUCGGCCUGUCUGUUAUUUCGCGUUGACUCGCGCGCGUUCUGCAUUGCGUCAAGUCAGCGUCCCCGUUUAUUCGAUGUAGGCAAGCGCGAGUCGCAAACGCGUUUGUUUACGUUGUUCGGGAUCGGUGCUCGGGAUAAAUGUGCGGCUCGUCGAGUAAAAGUGAAGUGAGGAAACCCUUGACGGGAGUAAAGAUGUAGAGGGUCCAGGAAUGAAAGUGAUUCCUGAGUAACGAGCUCCGAAAAAGUGCGGACCCGGUGGAUCAAAUGGUGAAACAAAAGUGUCAGGAAGUACCGGAGUCGCUGAGAGGAGUCCGCGAAUCUCCAUCGGGAACGGAGUGAGCGUGCUCGAGUUCUCGGAUGAAGCGUUCGAAAAGCCACGCGGAAGAUACAUUGGCUCGCGUAGACCUGUCCGAGUGAAAAAAGGCAGUUGAGAAAAGGAAAAAAGGCGCAGAAAGGGCCGAGGAUCGCGAGCAUCGAUGCCGUAUCUGGAGCCCACUCGAGACGACGUCUCGCGCACCUCCCUCGCAAGCGUCGGAGACUGGAUUGUUCCGUACGAAGAGUCUAGCGUGCGGCGCGACGCCGUUGCCGCGCUCUAAUAACAUCGUGGUCGAAGCGCGCCCGGCCAGUGUUGCGUGCACGUGGAGCAGCGAGGAGGCGAUUUCGGGAAGUCGGCACCCGGGGGAGCAGACUCAGAUUUUGGAGAAGAAGCUGCGGAGUUCGGCCCGAGGGAGUUACAGCGAUUGAGGGAGCCCCGCGAGGACCGACGAUGGAGGACGAGCUGCGGUGUCCAUCGUGCAAGGAACUGUUCGCCGAUCCGGUUCUCUUGCCCUGCUGGCACGCGCUGUGCUUAGCAUGCGCGGUGAAUCUCCAAGCGCCGCCCGAUUCCCCGCCGGAAUCGACGACCGAUUGCUCCAAUGCCCCCGGCUCCGAUCAGGAAGCCGACAAACUUUCGAUACUCUCGGAAACCGACUCUGGCGUCGUGUGCAGCAGCACCUCGACCAGCUCCCGACCGGGAAGCUACGUCGGGACACCCGGAAACGGCGGAUUCCCACCUUCCGGUGGAACUCUCUGCCUCUCCUGUCCCGUUUGCCACAAAAACGUCUACUUCGAUGAAGGCGGCGCACACAAUUUGCCCAAGUAUCGAGCCAUGCAGAGAAUCGUCGAGAAGUAUCAGGAAGCGAGAAACGUCAGGAUGCAGUGUCAGAUGUGCGAGGGCGAACCCCGCGAAGCUAUCGUCGCCUGCGAGCAGUGCGAGGUACUUUAUUGCGACGCCUGCAGAGAGUCCUGCCACCCGAAAAGAGGUCCUUUGGCCGCUCACAACCUGGGUCCUCCGCGCGGCAGCUGGCAAUCAACGAGCUCGAGGGGUCCCCGAGGUCUCGGUGCUGACGGGAGUCCGAUCUGCGCGGAUCACAAUGGCGAGACAGUCAGCCUCUAUUGUGCGCUUUGCAAGAUUGCAGCGUGUACGCUCUGCCUCCGGGACAGACACGCGGCUCAUCCUCACGACGUGUUGCCGCUCGCCGCCGCCUGCAAGGCUCAAAAGACCGAGCUGUCGCAGAAUCUGCAACAGCUGUCCGAACGAGCACGCUCCACGACGGAAUUCAUCCAGAGACUCAAAGGAAUGACGGACAAAGUUCACGAGGAAUGCGUGAGUUUGGAAGAAGAGGUAGAGGAAAGGGUCGCCCAUCUGGUGAGUCUGUUACAAUCGAGGAAGUCUCGGUUGAUCGAAGCAGCCCGCCAGACUCGAGAAGCGAGGGUUCGAUCGCUGCGCGAUCAGGUGACGAGGUGCGCGACUCAUUUGCAAGCCACCACCGCACUUCUGACCUUCUGCAUCGAGGCACUCAAGGAAAAUGACAGCGCAGCCUUCCUCCAAAUUGGAGGGAUGCUCUCCGUGAGAGCUGCGACCGCGGCUGGCUCGUGGGGAGCAGCUGAGGGGGUUCAAGAAAUCGCUCGUUUGCCUCUCCUCGAUUUGACUCUCGAUGACAAACCACUGAGACGGGCCAUCGAUCAACUCACCUUUGUACAACUCAAACCUGCAGAGGGAGAAGAUCGGUAUCCAACAGCAGCACCAGCAGCUCCCCUUCUCAUUCCCGAGGAGUGCAGCACUCAGAACAACAGCGUAACCGUUGCUUGGCAGCCUCCGGCUGGUCACGGAAUUGGUUGCGGUCAGCGUGGACCAGCCAUCGAAGGUUAUCUUCUCGAACUCGACGACGGAUGCGGCGGAGAGUUCAGGGAAGUUUAUUGCGGACGCGAAACAAUCUGCACGGUCGACGGGCUCCAUUUUAAUUCUCUGUACAACGCUCGCGUGCGAGCUUUCAACAGCGCUGGCGAGGGCGAAUACUCGGAACUCAUCGGACUCCAAACGGCAGAGCUCGCUUGGUUCUCGUGGGCGAUCGGAGCUCCUGGGAUCCCUCAGGAAGUCACAAUAUCGGACGACGCAAUGAGCGUCUCCUGCGAAGGCUACGAGCAUCGCGUCGUCCUCUCAAGCGUUGGUUUCUCUCGGGGUGUGCACUAUUGGGAGCUGACGAUCGAUCGGUAUCACAGCGACACGGAUCCGGCGUUUGGCAUCGCCAGGGCUGACGUCGCACGCGAUCAAAUGUUGGGCAAAGACGACAAAGGUUGGAGCAUGUACAUAGAUCGUCAAAGAUCGUGGUUCAUGCACGGUGGUGGUCACGCCCAGAGGACCGAAGGUGGAGUACAGCAAGGCACAACGGUGGGCGUUCUCCUCGACCUCGAGACGACCCACACGUUGCGUUUUUUCGUGAACGAUCAGCCCCAAGGUAGCGUGGCAUUUCACGAUCUUUACGGUGUUUUUUACCCGGCGGUGAGCCUGAAUCGUGGAGUAUCGGUAACUCUUCAUACGGCGAUCGACGCGCCGCAGCAUUUGCUCGCUCUCCACGAGGAAUAUGCGAGCGAUAUUAUUCAGAGCUAGGGGUACCUGAACGUCCUGAGAAAGGGCUUAAACGUGCAGGACAUCGAAUCGCCGCUUUCCUCAUUCGCCUCCAUUCUGAACGAGUAUGACCUCCAAACCGCGAGUUUGAUCGCCAACAAGGACAUCGGCAGCGUAACAACUAACGGGGACUUACAGUCGAUCGGGGUUAUUCAUACGUUAGAAAAAAUAGUUGAAGAAUCGCCGAACCACUUGGGCGAGCCGAAUUGAAUCGACCGCGCGGCGAUACCGAUUAGGAAAUACCGAGAGAUCGGUUUCUCAAUCGUUGAUAGAAUUAACAUUAUCGAGCUUUUAAUCUCAUCGAAAAUCCUCCGAUCGAGCCACCACGAACUCUCAAUUCGGGGACUCGAUAUAUUCGUGCUGGGUUACGCGACUCGGCUUUUUAUCGCGUAAGGAAACGAAUUUGAUACACACAGAUCUCGUAAUUGUUACGUCCUUUUGUUUAUUUUAUUGUUUUUCUUUUCGAUUAUUCAAGACUGAAUUUCAUAGAAUUUUGCAAAAUCGAGGAACCGUGGGUGAGUCUGCUGCGUGCGUGUGUGAGAGAAAGCGAGAGAGUGAAAUAACAUUUUUACGUACGAUCGAGCUGAAAAAAAUGCGCACCAGUUUUCGCGACCUGCCGGUUACGAACCGCCUUCCAGGACGGACUUUUGCCGCCUAUUCGUACUCGUAUUUUCUAUGCUAUUGACGCACAAAAAAAUCGAUCGAUAUUUAUUACGAUUUUAAAAUCAUUUGGUAUCGGGUUACCAGAUAAAAAAGAACUCGGCGUCGCAACGACCAUCCUUGGACAAUUGUACAACCUUUUUUCUCAUGAUCAAUCUUUCGGGAAGGAACGAUGAGCGAAAUAAAUAAAUCGAGUCCCAAGGAACUAUUUCGCAUCGGGGAGGGUUCGCCAUUAUCAUAUCGAAAUCACGUAUUUAAACGGCGUAGUUCUUAAGAUUAUCAGUAUCAUAGGUUACAUGAAUAAUAACGUUAAAAAUGAAUAUUCGUGACACGAAUGCAGCUUGAAUGUUGUAUAAAGAAAAAGCGAGGAAAACUGGAAAACGUUGCAGGUAAAGAAACACGAUAAACUACAAGAAUAAACGGGCGAAAGAGGGUGGUAACGUUCGAGUAUAAAUUUUUCUAGUCUCCGUAGGAUCCUCGCCACUUCCUACGUCCCCGCAACACUUAAUUUUUCUCCCUCACGUGCCUGCACGGAGUCGCUUAUGAUUCCUUCUAGUUUAAACCCAAAACCUCCAUCACGAAACAUCUCAAAAAUUGCGCCGACUCUUCUGAGGCAGUUAGCUAAUAACAUUGCAAGAAGAAAAGUCCUUUUUCAUUUUUUUCUCCGAUCAACCGUUCCCGAGAUAACAGCGAAUUUGUACAGUAGCCAAUCCACUGCGCGCUCGGUGACGCCGCUAGUCCGGCGAGGGUGGGAGAAGGCUCUGGCUCUCGCCUAUUGGCUAACGCAGUAAUUGUCCGAUAUUUCGCGAACGGUAAUUCGGAGGAGAAAAUGCAAAGGGACUUUUCUGCUCAGAAUCAUACGCUCCGGAUCUCUCUAUCAUUUACAUUUUGCUUUGGAUUGUAUGAGCUCGUUGGGGGAAGUGAAAUAAGGAAGAACGAUUUUUGUCUUCUCGUUCGUCGUAUCCUUCCUUGCACAAUUCCUUUACCAACGUAUUGUAAUUACAGGCGUUGCUGUCGUCCUCGAAUAAAUUGAGAGGGAACAUCGAUUAAACGAUCAAAGUUUUCCACGUGGAAUUAAUCAUUUGCAGAUAGUUACACUCCAAAUCCCCUGAACGAUAAUAAAAUUGCUCGAAGCUUAAGGCACUUCGCUCGAAAUAAGUUGUCUGGCGAAGACUUGCCAGGAAACAGAGAUCCCGGUGAAUGUGGCACUGAAAUUAAGACUCUUCUGAUCCAAGCCCUCCAGUGAUGUUCUCCCAGUCUUCCUAACGACGAGCUUUCGUCCCGUCACAAAGUUUCGUGCUGUUUGGUCAGAACAGCCGAGAUCGCAAUCGACCUCCAAUCAUAUUCCUCUCCGGUCUCACACAUUCUCAGUCCAUUUGGACAGAGGAAACAGUUUAAUUAAUUAACCAACUGUCCAACUGUCCCUUUGGCCAGGUUUUCUUAACACUCUGACUUUAUCCAACAUUCACGUGCAUCGGUCGAUUCGAUUGCUCGCUCCGAUCUGACGUCUGACACAUUUUACGGAAAAGUGAUUUUUCUUUCGGAAAAAGUACUUUUGCUGAGUACUUUCGAGACACCAGCGAAUCGUCGCUAUCGAUUUUUCCCCCUUUCGGUUGAGAUUUACCUUUUCAGGCUAUUUUCCUUUCUUCGGAAGAAUCCUUAGCACAUACACGACAGAAUUUUCAAAGAAAAUUUUGUCUGACGCUUGUAGCAUUUACUUUCAGACUUCUAUCAGAUCGAAUUUAACGCGGGAGGCGGAAAAGGCGGAGCGCUGCUUGCUUCGGUGAUGGAUGAAGAGCCAUGGGUAGGAAGGUGCUCGACGUUCGUAUUUUCUGGAGCUUCCCGAACGUGAAAUGCUGCUCCGUGCCAUUAAAUUAAGUCUGCACUGAGACAGUUCAUCACUUCUGGAAUGGCCAGUUAUUUUCUUUUCGCCUUUUUACAGCAAUAAUGUUAUCGCGAGACGUAACAAUGGGCCUCAUUGCAUUUACUCGAUUGGUAUUUAUGCUCACCAAUCAAUUAUUUCGGAGCACCUCCAGGGCGCAGUUUUUGAGAUGUUUUUUUAUCAUCCGCACUACCUUUGGUGGGAGAAAUAGUUAGUUAAGGAUGAAUGAAAGGGAAGAGAAUGAGAGGCGCGUUUUUGGAGCAGGAGCGUCGAACACGGAGGCGUCAAACGUCUCGAGCGUGUUUCCUGUCCACGAGCCAUCGACGAAUUAACGUAAGAACGGCAGCUUUGAAAAUGCACAAAUAAAAUCGAUUACGUUCGAGGAAGAUUGGCUUUCCGAUCGACGAAUAUGGACACAAAUAAAACGCCCACAUUUACAAUCCAACUGUAUAUAUUUGUACAUAACAUUAUCGAUUAUACAUUGCUGAUGAAAUUGCCAACUGUAACAUUUACGACUGUAUCCGAGACCAAUAAAAACUCAAAGAAAAGAAAAACCAUCAACCUUUCAAAGAUCCUCUUCCUCUUCCUCAUUUUCCUUACUUUGUUGAUCGUUAAAAAAAACGUUGCGUCUAUGAUCCCUCGUAAAACGGCGCUAUCGGGACAUAAAAAUAGGCGAGUGAAGGCGUCGCAGCUCGCAAUGUCGAGACACGACAAAGUUCCGGCUCGGAUCCAGAUAAAGAGAAGAGUAAAAUGGACUCCGCCAGGUGGAAAAUGUUGAAAUGCUCCGAUCGAAUUAUCAUGCCGCUGUAAACUGGAAUAAAUUUUCUACAAUUAUCCUCCACUCGCCUCGCAACGUUAAUUA
Molecule: messenger RNA, 6496 nt
Organism: Venturia canescens
Lineage: Eukaryota; Metazoa; Arthropoda; Insecta; Hymenoptera; Ichneumonidae
Gene: Trim9
Product: E3 ubiquitin-protein ligase Trim9
Exons: 9
Coding region: 912-3074 (720 amino acids)
Biological process (GO): axon guidance
Cellular component (GO): neuron projection
Molecular function (GO): zinc ion binding; protein binding
Source: RefSeq, a predicted model, not a curated record